CGGAGACCUUCUGUUGGACGUGAACGACUAGUCCUACCUGCCUGCCUGCCCGUCUGUCUGUCCACUCGACAGUCAACACAGACGCACCUUGCAUGCCGAGCACCCACUACGUCAACCAGGUUGCGCCCCUGAAUCGCCACUCGCCACGCACCGCCGUCGAAAUGGCGUCGGGCCAAGAUGAGAGCUUCACCUUUACCGUGGGCAAGCUCGACGCCGGCAUGGCCAUCCUGAUUGGCGAUCGUGCGAGUCUGAUCGAGUUCCCCUCGCUGCUCCUGCCUCAAGAUGCCACGUCGGGCUCCGUCGUGCGCAUCUCGGUCUCUCGCAACCAAAAGGAGGAGGAGCGGAAACGGCGCGAAUUCGACGACCUCCAGGAAGACGUCCUCGAGACGUUUGGAACGCGGGCGCCCGUCGCGCCUGCGCUGCGGUUGCGCGCCGUCACGCAGACGUCCAUCACGCUGGAGUGGGACAGGCUGGACCUGGCCACGUCCAAGCUUCUGAGUCUCGACAUCUACCGCAACUCCGAGCGACUCGCUCCGAUCCCCAACCCGCUCAACAACACAAGCACAAAGUUGUCGGGCCUCGAGGUCAACAAGCCCUACCAAUUUCACCUCAUCCUCAAGACGACGGCGGGCACAUUUACGUCCAACGUCGUCCGCACAAAGACGCACGACAUGAGCGACACCUCUGGCAUCAGCGUCUGCUUUGGCUACGUCGCCGGCGGCGCGGCGCCCUCUGAGCACGACGGCGAGCUCUCGGAGCUCGAGGCGCGGGCGCGCGAGACGCUCGAAGCCAUGGGUGCACGCUUCAGCGACCGGAUCCAGAUUGACACGACACACUUUGUAUGCACCCACCCGCGCAACCGGACCGACUCGCCCGGCGAGGCACAGGGCAACGAGCGGACGCGCGAGAUGCGCGGCGCCAUGUUUAACAAGGCCAUGCAGCUCAGCAUCCCCGUCGUGCUGCCCCACUGGAUCUUUGCAUGCGCAGAGCAGAAGCGCAUGGUGCCCAUCUCGGCCUUCUAUAUCGACAAGGAGCCGCCGAAUGCAACGGCCGUUCGCGCCUCGCUUUCCAAGGGCAAAGGUGUGUCAGCCAAUAACGACGAGGCAGCAGCAGCAGCGGCAGCGGCGGCAGAAAGCAGCGCAAGAGCCCAGCAGUCGCUCCCUCCAACACCAGCGCAUGAACAGCCAACGCCGACAUCUGCCACGGCGGAUAUCCCAGCGCCAGCAGCCGCGGAACCAGGACCAGAGGCGAGACAUAUCGAGGAAGAGUCUGGUGCCGCGGGCGAUACAGCCGCCAUCGCCACCGAAGAGGAGCCGGACUCGAGCGUCGUAGUAGCGGCGGCGGAAGAGAAGGGAGAGGGGCAAGAGUCUUCGGCAGCUGUGCCGUCGUCGUCGGCAACAGCGCUAAAGGACGACGAGGAGACGAUGGACGAUGUGAGCCUUGGCGGCGGGGCCAGCGAGGUCAAUCUCGCCAGCGGCGCAGGGGUGCCGCCGUCUUUGACGGACGCAGCGUCAGCCGAUGCGCCAGCCGACGAAGAGGUCGAUCUGUCUUGAGCGAGACGUUUCUCGCAUGCUGGAAGAGGUAGCAUGACCAUGUGUCAAGAAUGAUGAUGAUGAUGCAACAAUGAUUUUGUGCCAAGCCAGCUAGAUC
Molecule: messenger RNA, 1650 nt
Organism: Acaromyces ingoldii
Lineage: Eukaryota; Fungi; Basidiomycota; Exobasidiomycetes; Exobasidiales; Cryptobasidiaceae
Exons: 2
Coding region: 93-1553 (486 amino acids)
Biological process (GO): conjugation with cellular fusion; Golgi to plasma membrane transport
Cellular component (GO): exomer complex; trans-Golgi network
Molecular function (GO): protein dimerization activity
Source: RefSeq, a predicted model, not a curated record